Messenger RNA from Oncorhynchus tshawytscha (Chinook salmon), 1298 nucleotides. It is a transcript of the gene fhit, whose product is annotated as fragile histidine triad diadenosine triphosphatase. The record is from RefSeq and is a predicted model, not a curated record. Gene Ontology annotation, molecular function: ubiquitin protein ligase binding; bis(5'-adenosyl)-triphosphatase activity. NCBI's taxonomy places the organism in Eukaryota, Metazoa, Chordata, Actinopteri, Salmoniformes, Salmonidae. The transcript is spliced from 9 exons. Bases 395 to 847 code for a protein of 150 amino acids. Gene Ontology annotation, cellular component: nucleus; plasma membrane; cytoplasm. Gene Ontology annotation, biological process: diadenosine triphosphate catabolic process; negative regulation of proteasomal ubiquitin-dependent protein catabolic process; purine nucleotide metabolic process.
UGUAGUCACAUUAACAUGCUAGAGAGGCACUUCCAGAACCAUUGUGCAUCACCAGAACUGCACUACCCAUAGAUCAUUCGGGUUAUCAAGACUGUCUCAGACACGGAAGGUAAAGAAAAGUGCGGUACUGUAGAAGAUCCGAGAGGAGUUCACACUGCAUCAAGUCUAAAAGUUGUGGUCUGCUCUGGAGUCCAGGUAGUUGCCUGCCAACAUGGACAUGUAAGAAACAAGUGGGGAUAAUAACAGACUACUAUGCGUAGGCCUAUACCUGCUGAUGCCACCUGACAGAGGCCUCCAUCUGUCCUUCUAUCCCUCCUUCCAUCCCUCCCUUCUCUAAUUACCAGACCCUGGGACCGUGAGAAGCAAGCGAGGUUGAAGGUCUGCAGUCAUCACCAUGUCUACAUUCCGUUUUGGACAGCACGUCAUCAAGGCCUCAGCAGUGUUUCUACAAACUGAGUUGUCCUUCGCCCUGGUCAACAGGAAGCCUGUGGUGCCUGGACAUGUGUUGGUGUGUCCUCUGCGGCCCGUUGAGCGUUUCCGAGACUUGCAUCCUGAUGAGGUGGCUGACCUCUUCACCACUACCCAGAGAGUGGCUGGCCUGGUGGAAAAACACUUCCAUGCUUCCUCCCUCACCAUCGCCAUACAGGAUGGCCCUGAAGCCGGACAAACUGUGAAGCAUGUUCACGUGCAUGUCCUCCCCAGGAAGGCAGGUGACUUUGAGAGAAACGACAACGUCUAUGAUGAGCUCCAGAAGCAUGACCGUGAGAGUGAGGACGUCCCUUCCAGGUGGAGAACAGAGGAGGAGAUGGCAGCAGAGGCUUCUGAUCUGAGGAAACAAUUCAGCUAAACUGUCCUGUAAAGAACCACUUUAGGUCUUUCUCUAUAAAGAAUGCUACAUUGAAAAUGUUUUGCCCAUGAUGUUAAAGUUGUUGUUGAUGAGUGCUUUAGUUGAAAUAGAAGGUUCAUGUUAGUGACUCAUGACUUACUGUGUUUGGUCUUUUUUCCAAUCCAGAAUCUCUAUAACGACAACUUGCAAAGUUUCAAGUGAUUGUGAAGUGGAUAAUUCUUCAGUUGGCACUGUUGUUGGAAAAAGUAUUUUGAACUGAACUGAUGUGGUUGAUUACAGUUCAUACAUCUUUAAAUGUAAUGUGUGACUUGUAUUAUUACCUCAGAUGUUUUUUUGUGGUGUUUUUGUUGUUCUCCUUAGAAUUUAUUGGGGUUAGACUUGUACCAGAGUUAUUGUUGUUGUUUUAUAUUCCAUGAGUGUCACAACAUGUAAAUGUUGAAUUAUUCAUCAA